CCAAUGCUGUCGUGUCGCUCCACAAAAAUUCACUAAUAUGAAAAACCACACUACGAAACAAAAUCAAAUGUUUAAAAUUACCAUUAAUCCUUGGGGCUAAUGAGUAUUUUUCAAUAAUUUCUGUCCUCGUAUGUAACAUCUAAUUCAACUUUUAAGAGAAUGGAGAUCUGCUUCCAGUUCAAGAUGUCUUCUGAAGAGUCUCUAAUGGAGCUCGGUUCCGGAAAUUUUGGGUGUUCACACUAUAGAAGGAGGUGCAAAAUUAGAACUCCAUGUUGUGAUGAGAUUUUUGAUUGCAGACAUUGCCAUAACGAAUCUAAGAACUCUAUGGAAGUUGAUCCCCAUCAUCGUCACGAUGUUCCUCGCCAUGAAUUGAAAAGGGUCAUCUGUUCCUUGUGUGCCACAGAACAAGAUGUUCAACAACACUGCAUUAAAUGCGGGGUUUGCAUGGGGAAGUAUUUUUGCUCCAAAUGCAAGUUUUUUGAUGAUGACGUUUCGAAGAAUCAAUACCAUUGCAAUGAAUGCGGUAUAUGCAGAACUGGUGGAGAGGAUAACUUUUUCCAUUGCAACAAAUGUGGUUGUUGCUAUUCAAACUUGUUGAAGGACUCACACAAAUGUGUGGAAAGAGCAAUGCACCAUAAUUGCCCAGUUUGCUUUGAGUUCCUAUUUGAUACAACGAGAGGCAUAACUGUUUUGCGUUGUGGACACAAUAUACAUUUGGAAUGUGUGAAGGAGAUGGAACGGCAUUUCCGAUAUUCUUGCCCAAUUUGCUCAAAAUCAUAUUGUGAUAUGUCCCGUGUGUGGGAAAAACUUGACCGAGAGGUUGCAUCAACACCCAUGCCUCAAAUGUAUGAUAACAAAAUGGUUUGGAUUCUCUGUAAUGACUGUGGGGAAGCAUCAGAAGUAAAUUUUCACGUCUUGGCACACAAAUGCCUAAAAUGUAAUUCCUACAAUACAAGGCAGACACGGGGAGGGCCUGCUUCAUGCUCACCAGGGAUUUCUCAGAUGAUGCGAUGAUUGGCUUCUUCAAUCAAACUUCAGUAACAGUACAAAAUCUACUUUAGUUUUUUUAUCAAUCGUUAACAAAAGUCCUCGGAUGAAGAAAGUGUACCUGAGACAGUAGGGGGAUAAGCUGGGGUAUUCGUUCCUUUAUUCUUUGACUGUCAUUUACCAACUUGUACACAUGCUUGUUCUAAUAGGUGCUCAAUCUUGAGUUUAAGUUUUUCAUUUUCUCGAAGUAUGCAGACCCCUUGUCAAAGGGCUUUAUCAAUACUACUACUACUACUAAUAAAAAGUUAUUUUUUCUUGAGA
Messenger RNA from Pistacia vera, 1308 nucleotides. RefSeq names its product E3 ubiquitin-protein ligase RZFP34-like. Bases 160 to 1014 code for a protein of 284 amino acids. Gene Ontology annotation, cellular component: nucleus. The record is from RefSeq and is a predicted model, not a curated record. The transcript has 13 exons. Gene Ontology annotation, molecular function: ubiquitin protein ligase activity; zinc ion binding. Gene Ontology annotation, biological process: protein ubiquitination; ubiquitin-dependent protein catabolic process. NCBI's taxonomy places the organism in Eukaryota, Viridiplantae, Streptophyta, Magnoliopsida, Sapindales, Anacardiaceae.